Messenger RNA from Dryobates pubescens (Downy woodpecker), 2999 nucleotides. It is a transcript of the gene RECQL, whose product is annotated as RecQ like helicase. The record is from RefSeq and is a predicted model, not a curated record. Bases 325 to 2295 code for a protein of 656 amino acids. Gene Ontology annotation, cellular component: cytoplasm; chromosome. NCBI's taxonomy places the organism in Eukaryota, Metazoa, Chordata, Aves, Piciformes, Picidae. Gene Ontology annotation, molecular function: ATP binding; four-way junction helicase activity; 3'-5' DNA helicase activity. Gene Ontology annotation, biological process: double-strand break repair via homologous recombination. The transcript is spliced from 15 exons.
AGGGACGGGGCGACAGGUUGUAGUGGGGACUAAGGCCACGUCCUCCUGCACCGGGCGUGGGGUCCCGGCACCCUCCCUUCUGUGCUUUCUCCGCGACGCGUCCUGCUCUCGCUUCUCCCGGCGGCCCGCCAAGCGGGUCGCUCCCCUGCCAAGUCGUGACGGCUCCGCCACACAAAGCGUGCGGCCGCCUCGGUGAGGCGGGCACUCACUGCCUUUCGUGCCCACGGCUCGCGUUCGGCUUGCAGGAGACGGACGUUGAAGCUUCCGUGACAGCUGCCUGAUUAAAUAAGGCCUCCUAAGGAUAACGUUCUCUACCCUCCAAAGAUGUCAGCUGUUGCAGUGCUAGAGGAGGUUCUGGUUUCCAUUGAAAAUGAGCUGCAGGCAGUGGAGAUGCAGAUUCAGGAGCUUGUGGAUAAACAGCAAGAACUCAUUCAAAAGAAGCUGAGGGUAAAAAGUCUGAUAAAGCAAUCCUCAGGAGACUCGGAGGCAAGUGGAAGUAAAGACACCGAAACUUCUGCUGAGGCAUGGAAUAAGAAAGACUUUCCAUGGUAUGAGAAGAUAACAACUGCAUUGCAGGGCAAAUUUAAACUCCAGAAGUUUAGGUCCUUGCAACUUGAAACAGUAAAUGCUGCAAUGGCAGGGAAGGAUAUAUUUCUUGUCAUGCCUACAGGUGGUGGAAAGAGCCUUUGCUAUCAGUUACCAGCUGUCUGUUCUGAUGGUUUCACACUUGUGAUAUGUCCUUUGAUAUCACUUAUGGAAGAUCAGCUCAUGGUUUUGGAGCAGCUUGGCAUUUCUGCAGCUUUAUUAAAUGCCUCAAGCAGCAAGGAACACGUGAAGUGGGUUCAUACCGAAAUGCUAGCCAGAAAUUCACAGCUGAAGCUCAUUUAUGUGACCCCGGAGAAGAUUGCAAAGAGCAAAAUGUUCAUGUCAAAGCUAGAGAAAGCUUACCAAGCAGGGCGUCUUGCUCGCGUUGCUGUCGAUGAGGUCCAUUGCUGUAGUCAAUGGGGCCAUGACUUCAGGCCUGACUACAAGUCUCUUGGUAUCUUGAAAAGACAAUUUCCUAAUGCUCCCUUGAUUGGAUUGACAGCAACUGCUACAAAUCAUGUUUUAAAGGAUGCUCAGAAAAUUUUGCAUGUUCAGAAGUGCAUUACCUUCACUGCAUCUUUCAACCGGCCCAAUCUUUACUAUGAGGUUCGACACAAGCCUUCAAAUAACGAAGAUUUCAUUGAGGACAUAGUUAAGAUCAUUAAUGGCCGAUACAAAGGACUCUCAGGAAUUGUGUACUGUUUUUCCCAGAAGGAUUCUGAACAAGUUACUGUGAGUUUGCAGAAACUGGGAAUCAAAGCAGGGACUUACCAUGCAAACAUGGAUGCUAAAUAUAAGACAAAAGUUCAUAAAGGAUGGGCAGCAAAUCAAAUCCAGGUUGUAGUGGCAACUGUUGCAUUUGGCAUGGGAAUUGAUAAACCUGAUGUGAGGUUUGUAAUUCAUCAUUCUAUGAGCAAAUCAAUGGAGAACUACUACCAAGAGAGUGGUCGUGCAGGUAGAGAUGACCAAAAAGCUGACUGCAUUUUGUAUUAUGGUUUUGGAGAUAUAUUCAGGAUCAGCUCAAUGGUAGUGAUGGAAAAUGUAGGGCAAGAGAAGCUGUAUGAUAUGGUGUCUUACUGCCAGAAUAUGACCAAAUGUCGCCGGGUCCUCAUAGCCCAGCAUUUUGAUGAAGUGUGGGACUCUGCCAACUGCAACAAAAUGUGUGAUAACUGCUGUAGAGAGAACUCAUGUGAGAAAAAGGAUAUAACAGGAUACUGCAGGGAUCUCAUCAAGAUACUUGAGCAAGCUGAAAACAUGAGUGAGAAACUAACCCCACUGAAAUUAAUUGAUGCAUGGUCUGGGAAAGGUGUAGCCAAACUCAGAGUGGCCGAAGUCACUCCACCAAAGCACCCUCGAGAGGAGCUGGAGAGAAUUGUUGCCCAUUUACUGCUGCAGCAGUAUCUGAAAGAAGACUUCAGCUUCACAGCAUUUGCUACAAUAUCCUACCUUAAGAUAGGACCAAAGGCAAGUCUGUUGAAAAACGAGGCACAUCUCGUGACUAUGGAAGGGCUAACCAAGAAGAAAAGUGUUUACAAGGACAAACCAUCUCAGUCUUCAAAUUCAGAUUCUCAGACUGUUUCAAAGACUGGCCAGGAUUCAGUGGUGAAGAAGUCGCAGGAACAUAAACGGCCUAACACUAGUUCUAACUUAAAAGCAAAGAAGAUGAAGCUUCAGGCAGGUGGAGAUGACCAAACAGUAGUGCUGGACUGAGCUUCACGGACUGCAUUUAGGAUCUAAUCAUGUUUGCUUCUCUGUGGACAAUGCAAGAUGUAAGUUCAAUUUGUGUUUUAGUAAGGGUAGUUUUUGUGUAUUUUUUAAACCAAAAAGCAAACAUGGAAACAAGUGCUGUUAAAACCCUCAGGCCUACAAGUCUGGUAGUCAAGGGAGCAAGGAUUCAUAUAUCAAAAUAGCUUAUGUGUAUCUUAGGAUACAGCAAUGGCUACAGAAUGUCAAUAACUACCCUGUUGCCUUUCCAACUCUUGGAAGGUGUAGUGUGUAACAACACUGUUGCUGUCUGGGAGCGAUUUCCAGACCAUCUAGUCCAACCUCCUGCUCUAAGCAGGUCCAAUGGGAACAGGGUACUCAGGGCUGUCAGGUAAUUUUUGGCUACUCCUGAGGAUGGAGAUUCCACAACCCCUCUUAGCACCUGUUGCAGCAUUUGACUGCCUUCAUGACCAACAAAAAAGGACAUUUCUUAGAGCUAAUUUGUAUUUCCUGUGUUGCAACUCAUCUGUUGCCUUUUGUCCAGCCACUGUGCUCUUCUGAGAAGGGUCUGGUUGCAUUGCAGCUAUGCUUAGCCAUUAGGUAACUGAAGACAGCAGCAGGAUCACAACUAUCACUGCCUUUCUCCCCCCUGCCUUUCCUCUCUUUUAAUCUGAAAUAAAUUCAUUUCUCUGGUUUUCCUCUCUAAGUCC